AUGGAAGGUUCAAGCAAGAGAGGUUCGGGUACGAAGAAAAAUCUCGUAAGACCCAAGGUUCGAGCGAAUCUUGGCGAGCCGACGCGCUUUAGGUUGCAAAACGAACCCGAUCAAGUCCCACAUUUUCAAACCCAACAGUAUCCACCCUUUCAAAUCCAACAAUAUCCACCCUUUCAAUCACAAUCGUAUCAAAACCAACCAUUCGUUCCACCGUUUCAACGUCACCAAUUUCAACCCCAAUCGUUUCCACACUUUCAAACACAAUCCCACCAAGUCGACCCACUAGAAGAUGACACCCUCACCCAUCAUUUUGCACGUGCGUAUCGUGAACAACAACAAAAUCUCGACGACGAUGAAGAUGAGGAUGACGUUCAAGAAGAAGAAGAAGACGAUGACGUUCAAGAAGUUGUCCCGUCAUCCGUUCGGAGAAAUUGGACGACCGAGGAGGAGGUCGCCUUGGUGAAGGCGUACUUGCACACCUCCGAAAAUAAGAAAUAUGCCAGCGAGCAAAGAAAGGAAAUGUUUUGGAGACGGGUCAUGCUUCAUUUUAGCAAACUUCCCGGUUCAACGGAACGAAAAAUGGAUCAAAUGACGUUGAAAUGGAGGGAUUUGAACGGGAAAAUUAUUAAAUUCAACGGUUGUUUCAUUCAAAAGAACUGA
Helianthus annuus (common sunflower) is the source of this 660-nucleotide messenger RNA. RefSeq lists its product as uncharacterized. The coding region runs from base 1 to 660 and encodes 219 amino acids. NCBI's taxonomy places the organism in Eukaryota, Viridiplantae, Streptophyta, Magnoliopsida, Asterales, Asteraceae. The transcript has 2 exons. The record is from RefSeq and is a predicted model, not a curated record.